AUGAAGAGGAACCGUUUAUCUUUCAUGAAUAAAGUUAUCCAGUCCUCACCUGCAGUGAAACAGCCAAGACUUGGGUGCUGUUCUCCUCUCAGCCAGGCUCACAUGCUUGCUGCUCGUCUGGACUGGGGGAGUUUGCCCCACCACGUAGUGUUAUGUGUUUUCCAGUAUCUUCCUUUAAUAGAUCGAGCCCGGGCAUCUUCUGUCUGUAGGAGAUGGAAUGAAGUUUUCCACAUACCUGACCUUUGGAGAAAGUUUGAGUUUGAGCUGAACCAGUCAGCUACUUCAUAUUUUAACUCCACUCAUCCUGAUCUCAUUCAGCAGAUCAUUAAAAAGCAUGCUGCCCAUCUCCAGUAUGUCAGCUUUAAGGUUGAUAGUAGUACUGAGUCAGCAGAAGCUGCCUGUGGUAUACUUUCUCAGCUGGUAAAUUGUUCUAUCCAGACUUUGGGCUUGAUUUCAACAGCCAAGCCAAGUUUUAUGACUAUGUCAAAGUCUCAUUUCGUGUCAGCACUUACAGUUCUUUUUGUUAACUCAAAAUCAUUGUCGUCAGUCAAAAUUGAAGACACGCCAGUGGAUGAUCCUUCUUUGAGCAUUCUUGUGGCCAAUAAUAGUGAUACUCUAAGACGCCUAAAAAUGAGUAGCUGUCCUCAUGUUUCAUCUGAUGGAAUCCUUUGUGUAGCUGACCAUUGUCAAGGUCUGAGAGAACUGGCAUUGAAUUAUUACAUGCUAAGUGACGAACUUCUCCUGGCGCUUUCAAAUGAGACUCAUGUUAACCUUGAGCAUCUUCGAAUAGAUGUUGUGAGUGAAAAUCCUGGACAAAUUGAAUUUCAUUCUAUUAAAAGACAAAGUUGGGAUGCACUUAUUAAACACUCCCCUGGAGUGAAUGUUGUUAUGUACUUCUUUUUAUAUGAAGAGGAAAUGGAGACGUUCUUCAAAGAAGAAACCCCUGUUACUCAUCUUUAUUUUGGUCGAUCAGUAAGCAAAGAGAUUCUAGGACGGCUAGGUCUUAACUGUCCCCGACUAGUAGAGUUGGUUGUAUGUGCUAAUGGUAUUCAGGUCAUUGAUAAUGAACUUAUUUGUAUUGCUGAACACUGUAAAAACUUAACAGCCUUGGGCCUCAGUGAAUGUGAAGUUAGCUGCACUGCAUUCAUUGAGUUUGUAAGGCUGUGUGGGAGAAAGCUAACCCACCUCUCCAUCAUGGAGGACGUUUUGAUACCUGAUGAUGUUUGUAGCCUAGAUGAAACUCACACUGAAGUCUCCAAAUACCUGGGAAGAAUAUGGUUUCCUGAUGUCAUGCCUCUCUGGUAA
Messenger RNA from Budorcas taxicolor (takin), 1305 nucleotides. Its product is annotated as F-box/LRR-repeat protein 21. Gene Ontology annotation, biological process: G2/M transition of mitotic cell cycle; SCF-dependent proteasomal ubiquitin-dependent protein catabolic process; entrainment of circadian clock by photoperiod. The record is from RefSeq and is a predicted model, not a curated record. NCBI's taxonomy places the organism in Eukaryota, Metazoa, Chordata, Mammalia, Artiodactyla, Bovidae. Gene Ontology annotation, molecular function: protein binding. The transcript is spliced from 4 exons. The coding region runs from base 1 to 1305 and encodes 434 amino acids. Gene Ontology annotation, cellular component: cytosol; nucleus; SCF ubiquitin ligase complex.